This is a messenger RNA of Vicia villosa (hairy vetch), 1521 nucleotides long. Its product is annotated as GDSL esterase/lipase At1g09390-like. Gene Ontology annotation, molecular function: hydrolase activity, acting on ester bonds. The record is from RefSeq and is a predicted model, not a curated record. Gene Ontology annotation, cellular component: chloroplast stroma. The transcript has 5 exons. Lineage: Eukaryota; Viridiplantae; Streptophyta; Magnoliopsida; Fabales; Fabaceae. Bases 128 to 1231 code for a protein of 367 amino acids.
CUCCAUACAUACUGAAUCACAUGUAUAUUUAUUUAUAUGUUAAGAAUGGCAACUAAGUAUGUACUACUAGUAGCGAAGUAGAAGUAGAAGGUAGAUUACCAAGUUUCAACCGACACUAAACUACACUAUGAGUUUGAGUGUGGCAUUCUCAAUCUCACUUCUAUGGAUAUCUAUCUUCUCUUCUUCUUCUUCAGUAGCUGCUGUUACAUUGAGUGGUGGAUGCAAUAAACCUGCGAUUCUAUUCGUGUUCGGAGAUUCGAACUCGGACACGGGUGGACUCGUUUCUGGACUUGGUUUUCCGGUGAAUCUUCCCAAUGGUCGGACCUUUUUUCACAGAUCCACUGGUCGGUUGUCCGAUGGACGAUUAGUCAUCGAUUUUCUCUGCCAAAGUUUGAAUACAAGAUUUUUGACACCAUACUUGGACUCCUUGUCUGGAUCAACAUUCACAAAUGGAGCAAGCUUUGCAGUGGUCGGAUCCUCUACCCUCCCAAAAUAUGUUCCUUUCGCUUUGAAUAUUCAGGUCAUGCAGUUCCAGCAUUUCAAAGCUCGUAGCCUUCAACUCGCUACCUCAGGUGCAAAAAAUAUGAUCAACGAAGAAGGCUUCCGCGGUGCACUUUACUUGAUUGAUAUUGGGCAAAAUGACCUUGCUGAUUCAUUUACCAAAAAUCUAUCAUAUGCGCAAGUCGUCAAGAAGAUCCCAACAGUUAUCGCUGAAAUUGAGAAUGCUGUUAAGAGUUUGUAUAAUGAAGGUGGCAGGAAAUUUUGGCUUCACAAUACCGGACCCUUUGGCUGUCUUCCUAAAUUAAUCGCACUGUCUGACAAGAAAAACCUCGAUUCAUUUGGGUGUCUUUCUACUUACAAUUCCGCUGCAAGAUUGUUUAACGAAGCACUGUAUCAUUCGAGUCAGAAACUAAGAACUGAAUUGAAGGAUGCUACCUUGGUUUAUGUUGAUAUUUAUGCCAUUAAGAUUGAUCUCAUCGCAAAUGCCACCAAAUAUGGUUUCACAAAUCCGUUGAUGGUAUGCUGCGGCUACGGAGGACCACCUUAUAAUUUCGACGUAAGAGUGACAUGUGGUCAACCUGGUUAUCAGGUUUGCGAUGAAGGAACUCGGCAUGUGAGUUGGGAUGGAAUCCAUUACACCGAGGCUGCAAAUACAUGGAUAGCUUCUAAAAUACUUUCGACGGCUUAUUCCACGCCACGGACACCUUUUGGUUUCUUCUGCAGCCACUGAUAUCUGUUGGUGAUUAAAUUAUGCACAUUACAAAAGUGCAAAACAGUGAACAUAAGUUUAGUUCAUUUGAUGUUGUAUUACUGUCUGUAAUUCUCCAAGAACAUGGUUUUGUCAUUUGGUCUUGCUCUUGCUUAAGCUCUAAGAAAUCAGGGGCAUGCAAAAUUGUAAUUCAAACGUUACUCAUUUUGCAAAAGACAGUAUCUUUGUUAUUUCCCAAAGGGGAGUGCUUGAUGUUGUAUUAUGUAAACAAUGGAUGAGAAAAAAUGAUGCAUUUUUAGCUAUGCCAUUAA